Messenger RNA from Lecanosticta acicola, 1368 nucleotides. NCBI's taxonomy places the organism in Eukaryota, Fungi, Ascomycota, Dothideomycetes, Mycosphaerellales, Mycosphaerellaceae. The record is from the annotation of a GenBank genome assembly.
AUGAAUCCAGCCGAGCUGACGCUCACCAUUUCGCCGAACCUCACCAAGGCACUACCGAACAACAUCGCGGCGCAAAAGAGCAACGUUGCACCUUCAAAGACGACCUUGGAGCGCCUGAAUUUGGAACCGAUAUACACGCAAUUGAAGAGCGCGCUUGGAGAACAAUGGGGAGAAUAUCAGGCUGUGCUCAAGCAGUUUGUGCUGGGCUCCCUCAACCAGGCUGAGCUAUCAUGGGUCUUGCAGCCGCUCCUUUCGCCGGCGCAGUCUGUGGUCACAUCUACCGAUUCGAGCAAGUCGCCGUUGUCGACUCUACACCUUCACAAUACGCUUGUGAAUGCGAUCUAUGCAAAUACCCUGCGCGACCCUCCUCCUGCCGAGAUCGCACCGUGGGUUGUCGCAACAGACAAGCCCACUUCCACGUCAAAGAAUGCCGGAGCUGGAUCUGGUGCAAACGACAAGGUGGAAGAGCGGCUGAAACGCGAGGUAAUGUUAUGGGGCCCUCGAGACCGCAAGAGAAUCAAGACUUCCAAUGAGGGAAUGAAACCUGUCAACCAGAGUUUCCAGGAGAUCCGAGACUAUGCGAGUGAGUUGGCUGUCCAGCCGCCUUCUUCGCAAUCGCAGGCACAGACGGAACCGCAGAGUGCGACAGCAACAGCACCGAGUGGAUCUGGCUUGGCAAAGACGAAUUUUGAGAUUGAGAUUCGGCGGAGGUUCGCAAGUACGCUGGCUCAAGAGGCGUUGGAGUUUCCUGCUCUCAAUGAGAUUCAGAGUCGUAUUGAGCCGAUCUCGUACGAGACGGGCUUAUCGGGGGUUCAGCAGGGAUCACUACAAGGCUGCGCGGAACUCAUUGAGCAGGCUACGGAGGUGUACGUCAAGGAGAUGUUGGGGUCACUACUCGCCCAUGCACGCUCCAACGUCCCUGGCGUUGCCAGUAUCCAAACCAACAAGUUCAAACAGAGAUUGCGACAAGAAGAAAUGGACGCUGAGCGAGGUGUCUUGCAACGGAAUGCGGCUGGCCUGCUGCCCGUUGAAAUGGAAAUUCAAGCGAACCGGCAAGCGCUUGACAUGCAAGAUCUUCGACUUGGUCUCAAGCUGGACGACUCAUUCCUCAAGACAGAUCGCUUCUUGGACGAAAGCAUCAUGCUCAGUCAGUACCCUGAUCUACAUCAAAACUCGAAAAUGAAUGGCACGCUCCUGGGGAAUGGACGGCCCUUGACGAAUGGUGUCAGCAGUAAAAUAGAGCGAGCCCCAACAGCAGACGUACCAGAUCUUGACGACACGGACUUUGGUCACUGGAAGGGCACUACGAAGAAAGAUUCGGAUAACCUGAUGAGUACGCUGGAUGAUUGUUUGCUGGCUGUCGGAUAG